CAGGGGCACCGCCACCCCACAGCCACUUUGGAGGCAGGCAGGCAGAGGGUGCAGCCGACAUAACUUCCUCUGCUCUCUAGGGAGACUCCUCGCUCCCCCGCCCUCCUCCAUCCAUCCCUCCUCCGUGCCCGGCCCGGGAAGGAGAGCUGCUGCGAUGGGCACAAGGGGAGGACGAGCCCUUUGCCUCUGGUGGUGCCUCUGUGCCAUCCUCGCCCCCCCGCGGGCAGGAGCCCUGACAGUGGAGGACACGGAGGUGGAGCUGGACUUCUUCCAGGAGAGCUUCCCCUCGGAGAAGAUGUCUGGGGAGUUUCUGCAGGACUUUGACGAGGAAGAGCUCCUCCACGUGGACUGGGCCCAGAAGCAGAAUGUCUGGAGGCUGCCGGACUACGCCAGCCGGGUCAGCUUUGAUGUGCAGGGCGCCCUGGCCAACAUGGUGGUCAUGAAGAGGAACAUGGAGAUCCUGAUCCAGCGCAGCAACCGGACGCGGGCCCAGAACGUGGCUCCUUCGUCAACAGUGGUGUACCCUAGAAAUCCUGUGCAACUGGGGGACCCCAACGUCCUCAUCUGCUUCGUGGACCGCUUCUCUCCCCCGGUGCUGAACAUCACCUGGCUGAAGAACAACGAGGUGGUCUCGCAGGGCGUGGAGGAGACUGGCUUCUACCCCAGUGCGGACAACACCUUCCGCAAGUUCUCCUACCUCCCCUUCGUCCCGGAGCAGGGGGACUUCUACGUCUGCCAAGUGGAGCACUGGGGCCUUCCCGAGGGGAGGUUGGAGAAAAUCUGGCAGUCGAAGGAGCCAGCUCUCAUUCCCGAGACAGCGGAGAACGUGCUCUGCGGCCUGGGCUUAUCCAUUGGCAUUCUGGGCAUCGUUGCUGGCCCCAUCAUCUUCAUCAAGGCCAUGAGGAUGAAGGAGGGCAGCAACCGUCGCAGGGGCCCCAUAUAAGCAAGGAGGAGACGGGUGGCCCUUUCCUGACAGUUUCUCCACAGCGCCCUGAAAUGCAUCUCCCAAGACUUUGUUUUUUCAGUCAGCUGGAAGGACCUGCUACCUGCUUGCCCACCUGCUCACCUGGCCUGCUCUGCCCUCCCCAAAGCACCCCACUGGCAUCGAAUGAGCAACAGAGAGUCGGAGGCUGAUGUGGCAUCAGUGGAUCUGGGGAACUCCACGCUGGUGUAUCCCAGCAUCCGCCAAAGGGCUCAGAUAUGCCAUACUUUUAAAAAGAUUGUUUCUGCUUGCCGUAGGGCAGGAUGAGGACCUCUGAGGGGCAUAGUACUGUUACCAUCGAUUAAAAGCCCCUCCCCAACAUCUAAGAUUUUGGUGGGCACACUUUGAAGCUCACAUUUAUAAGAGCAGAAAUGUAUUAGUUUCUACAACAGAAGAUUAAAUGUUUUAGGAUGCUA
Molecule: messenger RNA, 1398 nt
Organism: Rhineura floridana
Lineage: Eukaryota; Metazoa; Chordata; Lepidosauria; Squamata; Rhineuridae
Product: H-2 class II histocompatibility antigen, E-D alpha chain-like
Exons: 5
Coding region: 155-943 (262 amino acids)
Biological process (GO): positive regulation of T cell activation; antigen processing and presentation of exogenous peptide antigen via MHC class II; immunoglobulin production involved in immunoglobulin-mediated immune response
Cellular component (GO): membrane; MHC class II protein complex
Molecular function (GO): MHC class II protein complex binding
Source: RefSeq, a predicted model, not a curated record